UGAGGUGCCAUCAUGAACAAGAUACAUCGUCUCGACAGAAUACUGACACAUUUACGAUCUCUCAGUGCUUUCAAAGUGGCUUCGAUAUCACCGAGAUGUUUCUGUACGAAAAACGAUUCUUCAGAAGGAGACAAGAGCCCGACAUCUCCGGAGUCUCCCGCUGUUGAAAAAGAGGCGCAAAUAGAAACGAAAGAUAAUGCGGGGGCAUCAAAUACUGAGGUAAAAUUAAGUGGCUUUGCGCGAAGUUACGAGAAAUUCUCGUCCAUCGACAAAAAAGAACCGGAGAUACCGCAAACGUUUGCUUCCUUGAUUCGGCACUCCAAAUUUGUCGAUUUGGGAGACCCUGAAGGAAAAUUUGUAAUUGGUGAGAUAUAUCAUGUGGUUGAUGACGACUUGUACAUUGAUUUUGGAUGGAAAUUCCACUGUGUUUGUCAAAAACCUGUUAAAAAUGGACAGUAUUAUGUAAGAGGAUCAAAGGUUCGUCUGAGGAUCAAGGAUUUGGAGCUGUCCUCGAGGUUCUUAGGCGCUACCACAGAUAUAACUCUUCUAGAAGCCGACUGUAUUUUGAUGGGCUUGAUAUCAUCGCCACUGCAGAUGGCAGAACAGAAAGCAAAGAGAUCACGAAAACAGAAUAUCGUACCUUUUUAAUUUAGUAAUACUUGCAUUAUGUGCGAAUAAAAUUUGUAAUAUGGAUGCAGUAUAUAUAAUGGUCACUGCGUUCGUUUUGCAGAAA
This is a messenger RNA of Dinoponera quadriceps, 733 nucleotides long. It is a transcript of the gene mRpS28, whose product is annotated as 28S ribosomal protein S28, mitochondrial. Bases 13 to 648 code for a protein of 211 amino acids. The record is from RefSeq and is a predicted model, not a curated record. NCBI's taxonomy places the organism in Eukaryota, Metazoa, Arthropoda, Insecta, Hymenoptera, Formicidae. Gene Ontology annotation, cellular component: mitochondrial small ribosomal subunit. The transcript is spliced from 3 exons.